AUGCUCAACCUGGGAAUCAGUGGUGUUGUCUCCGAAUUAAGAAUCGGGAUGCUAGCUGUUGGUAGAGGAACACUUGGUAUGAUGGCACUCAAGAUCGAGGUAAUGGGAAUCAAGGGCGUGAUCUCAGAUAUGAGAAGCGGGAUGUCAGAUGUCGGAACCGCUGCGGUUGGCAGAAUGGCACUUAAGAUGGAAACUACCCCCGGUGUUGGGUUCACGUUGGAUGGUACGGGAAAUGAAAGCGGAAGUGACAAUCCUGGGCUUAGGAACGGCGGUUGGCCCGAAGAGGUCGGGCCCGGUACUGGUAUAACCGGUGGUAAGGUACCUUCCGCCGACGUAGUGGUGUCCUGCUGUACUCCGGGCUGA
Messenger RNA from Neurospora tetrasperma FGSC 2508, 363 nucleotides. RefSeq lists its product as uncharacterized. NCBI's taxonomy places the organism in Eukaryota, Fungi, Ascomycota, Sordariomycetes, Sordariales, Sordariaceae. The coding region runs from base 1 to 363 and encodes 120 amino acids. The transcript has 2 exons. The record is from RefSeq and is a predicted model, not a curated record.